CAGCAGGCCCAGAGCGCUACCAUCGCUAACCAACAGGCUCAGCUAGCCCAACAGGCUCAGCAGGCACAGUCCACCUCUACAGCCACCAAUAGUGCUGGAAAGGCGUACAAAAUGAAUAAGCUGGCUAUAUAUAACAGCAACCAGAAAACGCUGCAUGAAUUCCUUACCUACUGCAGAGCAUAUUUCUUGUAUCAUACAAUUCAGUUCAUUAUGGAAUCUGAAAAGAUUAUUCUUGCAGAAACUCGUUUUAAGAAGAAUGCUCUUAUCUAG
Messenger RNA from Cryphonectria parasitica EP155, 270 nucleotides. RefSeq lists its product as uncharacterized. NCBI's taxonomy places the organism in Eukaryota, Fungi, Ascomycota, Sordariomycetes, Diaporthales, Cryphonectriaceae. The record is from RefSeq and is a predicted model, not a curated record. The annotation marks the transcript as partial. The transcript has a single exon.